Messenger RNA from Cordyceps militaris CM01, 4260 nucleotides. RefSeq names its product GTP binding protein (Bud4), putative. Gene Ontology annotation, molecular function: GTP binding. The coding region runs from base 1 to 4260 and encodes 1419 amino acids. The transcript is spliced from 4 exons. NCBI's taxonomy places the organism in Eukaryota, Fungi, Ascomycota, Sordariomycetes, Hypocreales, Cordycipitaceae. The record is from RefSeq and is a predicted model, not a curated record.
AUGGGCGGCCGUCGCGCUCGCAUUCCAGGCCUCGAUUUCAGGCCGCCGCUGGUAGAAGUCAACCGCCCAUCCGUCUUCUCUACCGCCACUUUCCCAUUUCAUUUGCAGCGCGACGGAUCUUACCCGGGCCGUCUUGUGCAUCCCCUCCGUAUCGCCAAAGGCACCACCACGCCCAGGUCCUCGCCGACCAAGAUGGCUGGCGGCCUGCCCCGCCCGUUGUCCGAGCUCUCGCCAACGGAGAGGCGCCGCAACUCGCCCAGUUGGCACCAGAUCGUGUCCCCCAAGGUAUGUGGAAUGCUGCCGCCGCCCCCGUUUGACCCCGUCGCUCUAACUCGGCCCCUGCUCGUCCAGAAACCAACGCUUGGCAACGACUCCUCUCCAUUCCAGUCGUCGCCGCUGGACGGAGGCUCCUCUCCACGACACUUUUGGCAGAACCGUAAUUCGGAAAACGUGCCCUAUGGGGGCGGCCAUGCCGCCACCUCCCCUUCGCCCCAGCGCCGCUCCUCGAUUGAGAGACUGCAGAGAGCUUCCCGAGUCAAGAACAGCAACAUCUUGGCCUUGGAACAGAAGCAGGAAUAUGAUCCCACUCGCAUCCCGACAAUCGAGAGACCGCUUGCAAAGGUCCAAGUAAACAGCCUUGGUCUCUCUUCCAGCUCUAGCGCCAGCUUCAGCGGCGGCCUACGCUCCUUCGACUCUGAGUAUCAGAUUCCUGAAUUCAAGCGCAGUGAUACUGCUUCCACCACGUCCUCUUUCUUUUCUACUAUGAGCACAAACACCGCUAUUGGGCCCAUCGCUGCUCCUACCACACCCCGCGCCAACCGCGAUCAGCCCUCCAACUCGCCUACCAAGUCGUCUCUCUCGCCUUCCAAGUUCAAGGAUUCCUUUGAUCCCGUUACCGGAACCUGGUCCACGCGCACCUCGUACAUCGACGACGACUUCUCUUCGAGCAGGUCCUCGCAUCGCCAUGUGAAGAGCGUGACCUUUGACGCUGCUCCCCCACAGAUCAAUGAGUACGAAAUGACUACGCCUGAUCUCUCUUCCAUUGGAACCAACUCACGCGAAGGAAGUUACGAAUCUGACGAUACCGACGGUGACCGCGGCUACUACGACCUCGCUCACGGCCAAAACCCCGAAGAUAGCUUCGACGCAUCCCUCGAGGACACAAUGAAAACCCCCGUCGUCGGCCCGGACGACUAUAGCCCAUACGGCCGUGGCCAUGGGCGUUUCGAGGCUAGCCCCAUGCCCGACGGCAGUCCUUCCAUGGCACUCUCUAAUGGCUUCAAGAACAAGAAUGUCCCAAGCUCCGUCUCGUCUAGCGCUGAGCACCGGCCCCUGCCUCCGGUGCCAAACAGGGGCCACGAACGCAUCAAGUCCAGCGAUUCCUCGUCUGGCAUGUCUGCGACUACCGAGCAUAUGAUGAACUCGGGCCAGCGCAACUUGCCUACACCCCCGCCAGGAUCGGCCAGCAGCACUGAUACCCAAAGCUUUGGCCAUAGCAAGAUGCCUCUUGAGGAGCGUCUCAAGCUUAUGAUGAUGUCUGACGAUGGCGAUGCCAAGAGCGCAGCGGAGCAGCAGCGCGAGCGCCGCCUUAGGAGAGGCAGCGCGCGCGAGCGCAUCAACAGCCCCGCGGCGGAAGAGCUCAAGCUCCAAGCUCUUGAAGAUGCUGAGGCCGAUGACACCAUUGGCGAUAUGUCUGCCCUUGGUGACUUCCACAUGCCCGCCAAGAUCUCUCGUGAAUCCAUCCUGAGGCGUGUCAACGGCAACAAGGUCACUGAAAGAGAAUCUGACUUCAAUCUGUCCUCUCCUGCCCAAAGCCCUUGUCGCAGCCCUGAGAGAACUUUUGAUGUGUCUGUGAUCCCGGAGGAUCCUGAUAUUCCCAUCCCAUCUACGGAGGAUUCCAUGGUUGAGGACGAGAGCAUCCUCGAGGAUGAGACUAUCGUCGAGGACGGCAGCGUCAUCAUUACCAGAAACCCCUCUGACUAUGGAAAUGAAGUCGUGGAUCUGUACGAGGAUGAAGAUGAUUUCAGCAUCCUGCCUGACGACGAUACAUACGAGGAAGUUCUUGUGCAGGCACAGCAGGCCGAAGAAGUAACUAUUGCGCAAGAGACUCCCCAGCUCGUGACGCCCCGUGAGCCUGCCCUUACCAUUGAGCCUACCACUCUUCAGCCAGAAGCAGUCGCUGAACCCCAGGAGCCAAUCCCAGCCCUUCCUUCCCCUACGAAGCGGGCGGCCACGCCGGAGAAGAGCCUUUCCAAGUCCGCGUACGACGGUAGUGGCUGGGGUGACGAUGAUGAAUUUGCCGAUGAGCCCGAGAGCCCUGGCUCCGUUAUUCGUCACCCAGUGGAUGACGAGGAUGUUUUCGAAGAAGAGCGGGUUGAGUCUCCUGCCAUUCCUGAACAGGUAGCCACCAUCAAGGCUUCUGGCUCCAAGCUCAAAACCAGAAUCUCCAACACGCCGGCUGACAUUGGCUCGAUGCGCGAGGCUCGUCGUCUAGCAAGUCAGGAAGUGCCAAAUGUACCCCCGAUCCCAGAGAAGCACAAGAACCGUCUUUCCAAAGACAUGGCUGUGCAGCUGGCUGACGGCGAGGACCCUUUCAUUGAGCGUCACCCCAGCUUCAAGAAUCGGAGUCUGACUUUGGACCUGGAUACCGGUCUAAGCCUUGACAAAGAUUUUGAGAGAGUUAUUGAAGGCCAGAAGCGUGGUUAUCUCAUGCGUCAAAAUACCAAGCUGGUGGCUGCUAGCGAUAAAGAGGGCGAGGACAUGACCCGCAAGACGCGAUCUGUGAACAACUCUCCCAUUAAGAACGAUCGACCACAGUCUUGGACUGUCGAGCCGUGGAACCCUGCUGUCCGCAAGAAGAGUACUAGCUCCAAGGCAACCACUGCCAGCACCGGCUCUAUUCCCCCUCUGCCUGGCCAAGAGAGCAAUAGUAUACCCACUCGUUCCAUUCCCGAGGAGGACAUGAGCAUGGAUGCCACGACGCUGGAUGGCGCCGAAAGAGGCCGUCUAUUCGUCAAGGUGAUGGGAGUGAAGGACCUCGACCUUCCUCUGCCAAGAAAUGAGCGCACUUGGUUUAGCCUGACUCUGGAUAACGGAGUUCACUGCGUGACUACUUCUUGGCUGGAGCUCGCUCGCAACGCGCCGAUUGGCCAGGAGUUUGAACUUGUCGUGCCUAACGACCUCGAAUUCCAGCUUACUCUCAACGUGAAGCUCGAGAAGCCUGCGUACCUCGACAUCCCUGUCCCCGUGAAACCCGUCAAAUCCAAGACGUCGGCAUUUAGCAAGGUCUUUGCUUCCCCCAAGAAGCGCAAGGAGAUGGAGCUUCGCCAAAGAGAAGAGGAGCGCGUCGCAAAGCAGCACCAGGAGGCCCUUGCCCGCCAGAAGAACGGGACGCCCUCGGCUUAUGAACUACUAUCGCCUCUUGUGGCUGAGGUGGACGGCAGUUUUGCUCGCUCCUACGUUUGCCUUAAGGAGCACGAGAACCGGUGCUACGGCCGUCCAUACAUGGCCGAGGUUGUUUGCUUCAACGAGUGGGCUCAGGAGGAAGAGGCGUUUGCUUGCAGCGUAAAGAGCAAGCGAGGAACUGGUGCGGUGGUCCGCAGAGCGCCAUACAAUAUCGGCAAACUCGAAUUGCAGCUGCUAUUCGUGCCCAGACCAAAGAACAUCACCGACGAUGACAUGCCCAAGAGCAUGAACUCGUGCAUUCGUGAGCUUAGAGCGGCCGAAGAGAGACUAGCUAGAAGCUGGGAAGGCCCUCUCAGCCAACAAGGAGGCGACUGUCCUUACUGGCGCAGAAGAUAUUUCAAACUGAUGGGCGCACGGCUGACUGCGUAUCACGAGGCGACGCGACAGCCGCGUGCUACCAUCAACCUGAGCAACGCCAAGCGCUUGAUUGACGACAGGCGCACGCUGAUGGAGAAGGAGACGACAGUCAAGGGUGGCAAGCGUCGCAGAUCGGCGUUUGCGGAGGAAGAAGACGGGUACAUGUUUGUCGAGGAGGGGUUCCGAAUUCGCUUCAACAAUGGGGAAGUGAUUGACUUUUAUGCCGAUACGGCCGAGGACAAGGAAGGAUGGAUGAAAGUGCUACAAGAAGUGAUUGGCCGGAGCGCCAGCAGCAUAGAGGAUGAUGGCGGCCCACGAUCGCGCGCAAAAUGGUGCGAUGUUGUUCUGAAGAGAGAAGAGCUACUUCGGCGGCGAGCAGAACGGAAAUCGAGCCACAGCCGUACCAAGAGUGGACAGAGCAGCGGUGCUCCGUUUUAG